AGAAAAUAUCUUUUGAGCUUGUUUAAUUUAUAUUAGAGAAUAAUGAUGGCUGCUUUUGUGUUUAGCUUUGUGAUUUUCUCAGCCUUUGCUGCCUCUUCAGUUGCAGCCUAUUGCGUGUGCAAAUCAGGGCUGAGCGACAGCGUGCUGCAGAAAACCCUCGAUUACGCUUGCGGAAACGGAGCUGAUUGCUCGGCAAUCCUCCCAACUGGGAGGUGUUUCAAUCCAAACACCCUCCAAGAUCACUGCAGUUAUGCUGUUAAUAGCUAUUAUCAGCUGAAAUUGCAACUUGGUGCAACUUGUGAUUUUCAAGGAGCUGCUGCACCUUCUCAAUCUGCCCUUUAG
Molecule: messenger RNA, 342 nt
Organism: Salvia hispanica
Lineage: Eukaryota; Viridiplantae; Streptophyta; Magnoliopsida; Lamiales; Lamiaceae
Source: RefSeq, a predicted model, not a curated record